CAAAAGGGGGAGGGGAGCUGGAGGAGAGCGUGGUGUGUGCGCGUAUGGAUGGAUGCUACGCACUCAUGCCGCCUCUCUCCCUCUCUCCCUCUCUCUCUCACACACACACAGGCACACACUGAGAGAUGGUGUGUGUGAGCCAGCCCGCCAGUCAGCGCGAGUGUGUGAGCCAUGUUGGAUGUGAAUGAACGAGAGGAGGGAUGCUGCCGCCGCCGCCGCGCCGAUCGUAAAGCCCACACCUCCGGCUCCACGGACCACAGCGGGUAGAUGCCAACUCUCCGGGACGGCAGAGAGACGGGGGAGCCUGGGGAGCUUGGGGGAAGGUGUCGGGCGGCGCUGGCGGUCCUGGAACUGGCCACCUAGCCGGACCGGAACGACAGGAGGGGGAGAGAGAAGUAAGGUGGAGACGGGGAGGGAGCGAACGCGCACUCUGGAGAGAAAGGUGGUGGAUAGUCUGAGGCGGAGAAGGGAGAAAGGAGGGGGAGAGAUCCGGAGAAAGGAAGAGACUAAAUGGCUGCACCUAUAACGGGCUUUACCCCGCUCCUGCUCUCGUCUCUGGCGCUCCACCUGCUUCUCCUCGGUCCUUUGUUAGCCCUCGCCCCGGGGACGGUGAGCACAGGAGGGGCUUCCAGCAGAUGGACCCCUGCCCUCCGCUACCGAGACGCCGGUGAAGUAAACCAGCAGCAGCAGCGUAGGGAAGCAGGCGAAUUACCGAGGGGCAACUGGGAUCUCCGCUGGAGCAGGUGGACUGUAGUGCGGAUACAGAGAGAGGGAUGCGCCGGGGCGCAGCUCCUAGGAUGGACCCUGGGAGGAGAUCUACGGGUCGGAGCAGGGGAAAAGAGGCUGAGAGGAUUACAACGCCCCGGGGCUCCUUUGCUACCACCUUUCCCUCUUCUCCCCGGCGCCAGGGGCAGCGGUAACUCUGAUGGCGUCGGCGCAGCGGAGGGUGUGGAGAGAGGCGGGAUGGGGAGAAAGGGCGUUGUUUCACCUCCCGCUUCACCUGCUUUUGCCUCUUCGCUGCCUCAAAACGGCAAGAAAAAGGCAGUACAAAGGACUAAAACGUGCGUGCAACGGUGGACGGCGCCGAGGCCACACCUCGCCAAACGUGAUGCUGCCGGAGCCUUUGUGCACGUCUCCGGACCGUGCAGCUCACCCGGAAGUGGCGAGAGGAGGGGAGGAAAGGUGUGCAGAGGGUCUCCUGAGGUGAAGAGGCUCUUAGCUGCAUGGCAUGUUCACUGUCUAAUCCCUAACAAGCAACUCAUCCUUCCAGCCAACAAGCCUUCUCUUGGCUCCGUUCCAGCUGCUCCUGCCUGCUGCAAUCCUCCUAUUUCUGGAUCCGGUUUACCUCAUACUGAUGCUUCAGAUGACAUUCUGGACCGUAUCAGAGCAGCAAAACUGGACUACAUGUGGCAGUUUCCAACUUUUAAUUUCUGCAACAACGGCUGCAUCCUCGAGACCAGGCAGCAAACAGUUUACAGGGACAACUGCAACGAGAUGGUUCGGGAUGCCAAUGGAAGCUCAGCUAGAGUGGACAGGAGGGCUGCUGAUUGUUUUUAUUUGGGAAGGCACAAUGUUAUUGGUCUAAACAGCAGCGGAGAGGGGUGUGGUGAUAGAAGGGUGUCUGGGUGCAUGGCAAGCAGAGGGGUUUUCCUAGAUAGCUCCCUUUUUGGUUGUAGGAUUGUAAAACCUAAGGAUGCCAGAAUUACUGAUGAAGGGAGGGGUGAUGGUAGAGAGGUAAAUGAUCUCAGAGGAGGAGGAGGGGUUGACCAUGUCAACAAACACGUUAACUUGUCUAAUUACCCGGAUAAUGAUUUAGUUUUUCCAUCUCCGACGCGGGGGAAAUCAGUUCCUGCAACCAGGCAGCAGAGCAGUCAAACCCAGGGAGAGAGGAGGGAGGUAACCGGUGGUUGCUUUAGCUGUUUGGGCCGAAAAGAAAUGGGGCCUGCUCUCGUUAUGGCCCCCAAGGGAGGCAUGGCUCAGAUGAAUCUCCUCAUCCAAUUUGCACUCAACAGCAUUGCAGAAAUGCCUGGCCGACAGGUUUUAUCCAACAAAAGAGCUGUUAUGUCGCUCACUCAGACAGAUGCAGAUAAUUAUUCGAAGGGAGUAAAACAAGGUAAAAAGCUCCAUCUGUGCGCUUCAAAAGUGGAAAAAACUUCAGAGGCUGAGCCUGCCAGUGACUCAGGCUUUUUCUUGACUGCUAAGAUUCCUGGUGCUGUGUCAGCCACGACUUUCACUGCUGCUGAACGUAAUCCAUUUCUCCGUACGCAGCCUAAUCACACGAUAGUAAAGUAUGUCUCAUUUCCCCUCCAAAUUAAUCUGACCACACAGCAGGGUGAGUCCCUGUUUCACUCAACCCAAGCAAACAAGGUAGUUUCAGCACCAACAGAUUCUUUGCACGUGUUUUUAUGGAGCAGAUUCAACACUAACCACAAUAACAACAAUGAAAACAAACAGAACAGUCGGAGUGAUGAAUAUGGACGUGAAUCGGCUUUUGAAAAAUCCCCUUGGGAGGCUGAGAUACAGCAAGGAGAUUUUGGGUGUGCUGGAAGCAUUUCCAGUGACUGCUCAGCAACCGAGCGAGGUGAAGGGGCACAUAUGCAAUUAAAAUCCAGUAAUCAAGAGCCAUUAGAGCCCGAAGGUGUCAGACAGUCAGAUAGGCCGCAGAUGGGGGCUGGAGAAGAAAGGGAGAGGAGUGCUGAAAGGGAGGGAGAGGGCUUGGAGAGGCCCGUUGCUGCUGUUUGGGGAGGAAAAUUACAGGUGGGGGAGGGCGCGGCGCGGCUGAUGGGAGGCAGGGAGCAACGUGCAGAAGAGGAGGAAGAGGGGUGGGAAAAGGAAAGGGUAAAGGGAGUAACAAAGGAGAGCCAAGAAGAAAAAGAGGCAAAGGGAGGUUUGAGUCACGAUAGGGGCAGCAGCACCUCUACCAUCACAAAGUUUGAUCGCAAUAGAAGGAAGAGAGAAAGCCAAGCAGAUGAAAGUCACCAGGAAGGCGAGGGGGUUGAGGUUGAGUGGGAGAAAAGACACACUUCAAGGGGAGAGAGGAGCCUGGAACGCCUGAUAAUAGUGGCAGAUGAUGAUACUUCUCAGGGAGAAAAGGCGAGGAAGAUUUCGAUGCCAUGGUCUCGUUCCAGACGUGCGGCCAACAGACACCCUCAUUUCUUGCCGUAUAACUACCAAGUGCAGGUGGCAGAGAACCAGCCGCCAGGCACCUCUGUCAUUAUAAUGUCGGCCACAGACCCUGAUGCAGGUGAUGCGGGUAGGGUGAGCUACACCAUGGCCCCGCUGAUGAAUAGUCGAUCGUCUGACUACUUCCACAUCCACCCAGACACAGGACUCAUCACCAGCACUCAGAUUCUGGACAGAGAACACAUGGAUCUGCAUUACUUCCGGGUCACAGCGACCGAUCAUGGAUCCCCUCGACUCUCUGGCACCACAAUGGUAGCUAUUACUGUUUCAGACCGUAAUGAUCACUCGCCUAUAUUUGAGCAGUCAGAAUACAGAGAGACAAUUAGGGAGAAUGUGGAAGAAGGUUAUCCAAUUUUACAGCUGAGAGCAACAGAUUCAGAUUCUCCAUCCAAUGCCAAUAUCCGCUACCGGUUUAUUGGUGAGUCUGCUACAGUGGCGCGAGCUGCCUUUGAGAUUGACCCACGUUCAGGACUCAUCACAACCCGUGGAGCUGUGGACAGGGAAACAAAUGAACAUUACACACUUCAGGUGGAGGCCAGUGACCAGGGGAAGGAUCCAGGUCCACGCUCUGCCACUGUCAAAGUUUUCAUAACCGUACUGGAUGAAAACGACAAUGUGCCACAGUUCAGCGAAAAGCGGUACGUGGUGGCAGUUAAGGAGGAUGUUCGGCCUCACUCUGAAAUCUUACGCGUCAGCGCCACAGACAGGGACAAGGACAGUAACGCUGCUGUUCACUAUAACAUCAUCAGUGGUAAUAGCCGUGGGCAGUUUUCCAUUGAUAGUGUAACAGGUGAAAUUCAGGUGGUGGCACCGCUGGACUAUGAGUCUGAGCGGGAGUAUACGCUCCGUGUUCGUGCCCAGGACAAUGGCCGUCCACCUCUCUCCAACAAUACUGGAAUUGUCAGUGUGCAGGUUACUGACGUCAAUGAUAAUCCUCCUAUCUUUGUAUCCACACCAUUCCAAGCAUCUGUACUUGAGAGUUCCCCAGUUGGCAGCUCAAUCCUCCACAUUCAGGCUAUAGAUACAGAUUCGGGUGAUAAUUCCCGGCUGGAGUACAGGCUGACCGAGACUGGCUCUGACACACCCUUCAUCAUCAACUCUGCAACAGGCUGGGUCACUGUCAGCUCCAUUCUCGACAGGGAGUCUGUGGAACACUAUUUAUUCGGUGUGGAGGCUAGGGAUUAUGGCAUGCCACCUCUCUCUGCUACAGCAAGUGUCACCAUUACAGUCAUGGAUGUUAAUGAUAAUCGCCCCGAGUUCCUCCAAAAGGAGUACUAUGCCCGCCUGAACGAGGAUGCAGCUGUUGGUACCAGCGUGGUGACUGUCACGGCUGUGGAUAGAGACGUAAACAGUGCAGUGACCUAUCAGAUUACAGGCGGAAACACCAGAAACCGCUUUGCUAUCAGCACAGCACUUGGAGCGGGGCUUCUUUCCUUAGCUCUGCCGCUGGACUAUAAACAGGAGCGUCGUUAUGUUCUAACUGUCACUGCGUCGGACCGCACCCUUCAUGACACCUGCCAGGUGCACAUCAACAUCACUGAUGCCAACACGCACCGACCUGUUUUCCAGAGUGCCCAUUACUCUGUGAGCGUGAACGAGGACAGGCCACCCGGAAGCACCGUGGUUGUGAUUAGUGCUACGGACGACGAUGUCGGAGAAAAUGCUCGGAUCACGUACUUUCUUGAAGACAACAUUCCCCAGUUCCGCAUUGAUCCGGCCACAGGAGCGAUCACACUCCAGGCCGAGCUUGACUAUGAGGACCAAAUGACCUACACUUUAGCUAUCACAGCCAAAGACAAUGGCAUACCACAGAAAUCGGACACAACGUAUGUUGAGGUGAAUGUGAAUGAUGUUAAUGACAAUGCACCUCAGUUCCUCAGUCCCAGAUAUCAGGGGACAGUGAGUGAAGAUGCCCCUCCCUUUACUAGUGUCCUGCAGAUCUCGGCCACCGACCGUGACGCACAUGCCAAUGGUCGUGUUCAGUACACCUUCCAAAACGGUGAAGAUGGAGACGGAGAUUUUACCAUCGAACCCACAUCUGGCACUGUACGAACUGUCCGUCGUUUGGAUCGGGAGAGUGUGCCAUUCUACGAGCUCACAGCCUAUGCUGUGGAUCGUGGGGUGCCCCCUCAACGAACCCCUGUCCACAUUCAGGUUACGGUUCUUGACGUAAAUGACAACGCUCCUGUCUUCCCCGCUGAUGACUUUGAGGUCUUGGUGAAGGAAAACAGCGCUGUGGGGUCUGUGGUAGCCCAGAUCACUGCCACUGAUCCUGAUGAAGGUGUCAACGCUCAGAUUAUGUACCAAAUUGUUGAGGGCAACAUCCCUGAGAUCUUUCAGAUGGACAUAUUUUCAGGAGAGCUCACCUCCCUUAUUGAUCUGGACUAUGAGGCUCGUAAUGAAUACGUAAUUGUAGUCCAGGCCACAUCAGCACCUCUAGUGAGCAGAGCCACUGUUAGAAUCCGCUUGGUGGACCAGAACGAUAACCGGCCAACCCUGCAGGACUUUCAAAUCAUUUUCAACAACUUUGUUUCCAAUCGGUCCAACAGUUUCCCCAGUGGGGUGAUCGGCAGGGUGCCAGCCCAUGACCCUGAUGUGUCUGACAGGCUGUACUACACCAUCGACAGGGGCAAUGAGCUUCACCUUCUGCUGCUGAAUCACACCAGCGGAGAGAUCCGACUGAGCCGAAAACUGGAUAACAACAGGCCCCUGGUUGCUCCCAUGCUGAUCACUGUAACAGACGGCGUCCACAGCAUCUCAGCCCAGUGUGUUCUUCGUGUCCUCAUCAUCACAGAAGACAUGCUGGGCAGCAGCGUCACAGUUCGCCUCCAGAACAUGUCUCAGGAGCACUUUCUCUCACCGCUGCUGGGAAAUUUCCUGGAGGGUGUGUCCGCGGUACUCUCUGUGCCCGUCGAAGACGUUUUCAUCUUCAACAUCCAGCCGGAUUUGGACGCAGCACCGGGACGCAUCCUGAAUGUCAGCUUCUCGGCCGCGUUGCCGGGCGGCCAUUUCUUCCCCUCGGAGGCUCUGGAGGAGCAGCUGUAUUUGAACAGGCCCCGGCUGACAUCACUGACGCAGAUGGAGGUUCUCCCAUUUGAUGAUAACGUGUGUUUGCGAGAGCCCUGCCAGAACUACAUGAAGUGCAUCUCAGUGCUGCGUUUCAAUAGCUCCGCACCCUUCAUCUCCUCGCCUUCCAUCUUGUUCCGGCCCAUUCACCCCAUCGCCGGCUUGCGGUGCCGGUGCCCGGUGGGCUUCACGGGCGAUUACUGUGAGACAGAAAUCAACCUGUGCUACUCCAACCCCUGCCUGAACGGAGGAGUAUGUGCCCGCAGAGAAGGAGGCUAUACCUGCAUCUGCCGUGAAGACUACACCGGUGACCGAUGUGAGUUUGAUCGCAGGCAGGGCCGAUGCGUGCCCGGCGUCUGUCGUAAUGGAGGGACGUGUCAGGAGCUUUCCAGCGGCGGUUUCCGCUGUGAGUGCCCCCCAGGAGGCUAUGAGCACCCGUACUGCACCGUCACCGCCAGGUCCUUCCCACCAAAAUCCUUCGCUAUGUUCAGGGGCCUCAGGCAGAGAUUUCACCUCUCCAUCUCAUUAAGUUUUGCCACCCUGGAGAAGAGCGGUCUUCUCUUCUACAAUGGACGCUUCAAUGAGAAACAUGAUUUCAUUGCCUUAGAGAUCCAAGAGGGACAAGUGGUCUUCAAAUACUCCACAGGUGAGUCGUCCACUCAGGUCAGCCCCUUCUUGCUCGGUGGCGUGAGCGAUGGAAACUGGCACACGGUUCACAUCCAUUACUACAACAAGCCAGCUACACGCUAUCCCAGACGCAGUUUGAUUGGAGAAGCCCAGGGUCCGUCCGAUGAGAAGAUAGCCGUGGUGAGCGUCGACGACUGCGACACGGCUCUCUCUCUUCGCUUCGGUACACAGCUUGGAAAUUACAGCUGCGCUGCGCAGGGCAAACAGACCAGCAGUAAAAAGUCUCUUGAUCUGACUGGCCCUUUAUUCCUGGGUGGAGUCCCCAAUGUGCCCGACAACUUCCCCUUCGGCAGCAGGGAGUUUAUCGGUUGCAUGAAAGACCUGCACAUUGACAGCAAGGCGCUGGAUCUGGCUGGAUUUAUUGCUAACAACGGGACGCUUCCUGGUUGCAGUGCCAAACACCCGUUCUGUAAGUCCAACCCGUGUCAGAAUGGGGGUACCUGCAGAGUGAGCUGGGAGACAUUCUCCUGCGAUUGUCCUCUCGGAUAUGGAGGAAAGGACUGCAGCCAUACCAUGCCACACCCACAUCGCUUCCUCGGGAACAGCGCUCUGUGGUGGGACCUGAAGAAUGACGUCACCAUCUCCACCCCCUGGUAUCUGGGCUUGGUGUUCAGAACCAGAGCACGAGAGGGGACCUUGCUGCAGGCCCAGGCUGAUAAGUACACCAGUCUGCUGUUCCAGGUGAUAAACGGUCAACUAGUGUUCUCAAUAUCCCGCGGAUCCACCAGACUAGUGCGCUUGCGACUGGAUCAGGUUCAAGUGGCAGAUGGCCGGUGGCACGACCUCCAGCUGGAGCUGCGAGACGUCCGCAGCGGCCGUGAGACGCGCUACGUCGCCACUCUGCGGCUCGACUUUGGACUCUAUCAGGGAACAGUGAUCGUGGGAAGUGAGAUUCAUGGCUUGAAGGUGAAACAUCUCCAUGUUGGAGGAGUGCUGGGCUCUGGGGAGGUUCAGAACGGGAUAAAAGGAUGCAUACAGGGGGUUCGUCUGGGUGUGAGGCCAGAUGCCCCCGCGCUCCCCCGCCCAUCCAGAGUCAUGAAAGUAGAGGCUGGCUGUAGUGUUGGAAAUCCCUGUGUCUCGUCUCCUUGUCCUGCUCACAGCCGCUGCACCGACGUCUGGGAGCGCCACACCUGUAUAUGUGAACCCGGGUACUAUGGGAAAAGCUGCACCGAUGCCUGUCACCUGAAUCCAUGCGAAAACGAGGCUCAGUGCCACCGGAAGCCCAGCUCUUCCCAUGGAUACAUUUGUGACUGUGGAGACAAUCACUAUGGGCAGUACUGCCAGCACAGGAUUGACCACCAGUGCCCCAGGGGCUGGUGGGGAUCUCCCACCUGUGGACCGUGUCACUGUGAUAUGAACAAAGGCUUUGACCCCGACUGCAACAAGACGAGUGGACACUGUCACUGCAAGGAGUUUCACUACCAUCCUCGAGGCUCUGACACCUGCCUCCCAUGCGACUGCUACCCGGUGGGCUCCUUUUCACGAUCAUGUGACCCCGAGACGGGCCAGUGUCAGUGCAGGCCUGGCGUGAUCGGCCGCCAGUGCAACAUGUGUGACAACCCCUUCGCUGAAGUCACUAAUUCAGGGUGUGAAGUCAUCUACGAUGGCUGUCCAAAGACCAUCACUCAGGGGAUCUGGUGGCCUCGGACCAAGUUUAACCUUCCUGCUGCCGUACCCUGCCCUAAAGGCUCUGUUGGUGCGGCAAUCAGACACUGUGAUGCGGAGCGAGGGUGGCUGGAACCAGACCUUUACAACUGCACCUCGCCUCCGUUUGUGGAGCUCAACAUUGCUCUUGAUUCUCUGGAGCGUAAUGAGACAGAGCUGAACACCAUCAUGGAGAAGAAGCUAGCUCACCAGCUCAGGGACGUUACCGAGGCUACCACCCGGCUCUAUGGCAACGACCUGCAGAUCGCCGAACGACUUCUCUCCCGCCUCCUGACAUUUGAGACCCAACAGAACGGCUUCGGCCUCACUGCCACUCAGGACGCACACUUCAACGAGAACAUCCUGCGAGGCUGUAGCGUGCUGUUGGGUCCCGGUACCUCUGGGCUUUGGCGGGCUCUCGCUCAGAAUCAGAAUCACCUCCUCGGCGGUGGUCCGGCUGAGCUGACGGACCUGCUGGAGCAGUACUCCAAGAACCUUGCCCAGAACAUGAAGCUUACCUACCUCAACCCCGUGGCCUUGGUCUCCCCCAACAUAGUGAUGAACCUAGACCGCGUGGAGAACCACACCCACGUGCGACGGCGUUUCCCACGUUAUCAGCACACCUUGUUCCGUGGUCAAGCUUUGUGGGACCCUUACACCCACGUUAUACUGCCCCCUGCUGCACUGGUGCCGCAACGCCAGCAGCAGCAGCAGCACAGCUGGAAGGAGAAGGAGCGCUCAGAGAAAGAACCCUCGUCCCCUCAGGGUGCCGCCUCCGCCCCUGCUAGCAUCUCAGCGAACCACACGAAAGAAUAUACGGCUGCUAGACGCAGCGUUUCAUUGACCGACCCUCCCAUCACCAUCGUCAUCUUGCUGAUUUACCGGAGCCUCGGGGCGGCCCUGCCUCCGAAGUACCACGCAGACCGGCGAGGAGUGAGGCUUCCCAGACACCCGGUUAUGAACUCCCCGGUGGUGACCAUCUCUGUCUACAACAACCAGACGUUCGUGGGCGGUCACCUGGACCAGCCCAUACUCCUGGAGUUCAAACUGCUGGAGACGGCCAAUCGCAGCAAGCCUCUGUGUGUGCAGUGGAACCACAGCAGUCCACAUGAGAUUGGAGGUUGCUGGACAGUGAGGGAUUGCAUAGUGGUGUACAGGAACACGUCCCACGUCCGCUGUCAGUGCCAGAGACUGGGCACCUUCGGCGUGCUGAUGGACAGCUCCCAUAGAGAGCAGUUGGAGGGGGAUCUGGAGACUCUGGCCCUCGUGACGUACUCCUCCUUGUGCGUCUCCAUGCUGGCCCUCCUCCUCACCGUCCUGGUGCUGUCUUGCCUCCGGGGCCUGAAGUCCAACACUAGGAGCAUCCACUCGAACACGGCGGCGGCCAUGUUUCUGUCAGAGCUGGUGUACUUGCUUGGGGUCAAUCAGACUGAACAACAGUUCCUGUGCACGGUCGUCGCCAUCCUGCUGCAUUACUUCUUCAUGUCCACGUUUGCCUGGAUGUUCGUCGAGGGUCUUCAUAUCUACCGCAUGCAGACCGAGCAGCGCAACAUCAACUACGGAGCCAUGAGGUUCUACUACGCCAUCGGCUGGGGCGUGCCUGCCAUCAUCACAGGUCUGGCUGUCGGCUUGGACCCUGAAGGUUACGGUAACCCAGACUUCUGUUGGAUCUCCAUGUAUGACAAACUCAUCUGGAGCUUUGCUGGCCCUGUUGCAAUAGUCCUACUGAUGAAUGGAGGGAUUUUCACGAUUGUAGCCAAGAUGUCCUGUAACCCAUCUCAGAAGGAGACUAAGAAACUUCCUGUCAUUGCUACUAUCCGAAAUGCCUUUCUGCUGUUGCUGGUUGCCACCUCCACCUGGCUGUGUGGUCUGAUGGCGGUAAACAACAGCAUCCUCGCCUUCUACUACAUCUUUGAUGUUCUCUGCCUACUGCAGGGUAUGUCGGUGAUGCUGGUCUUCACUGUCUUCAACUCCGAAGUCCAGGAGGCCUGGAGAGUUGCCUGUUUGGGAAAGAAGAGCCCUGGAGAAGACCCACCGAGACCGCCGCAGAACGCUGCUCAGAAUCCCUACCAUAAUGCAUCUCUGUUGGAGCAGAGCGGGCUGCACCGCAUCACCCUGGGGACCUCCACCAUCUCCUCCGUCAGCUCGGCAAGGGAGAAUCUGUUGGCACGUCAGAAUCUGGAGCAAAACAUCGUCCACACUGGAGCGACUGACCUGGAUGUAGCCAUGUUCCACAGAGAUGGAGGUGGGGAUUCAGAUUCCGACUCAGACCUCUCCAUGGAUGAAGAGCGAAGUCUCUCCAUCCCUUCCUCUGAGAGCGACGACAACGUGCGUCUCCGGGGGCGCAUCCAGAGGCGAUUCAAACGCUCCAAUCACGGCGAGCGCCUGCUCACCGAACCCACCAACAACGGCACGAAAGAUUUGGACGGCAAUGACCUUCUGUCCUACUGGCCUGCUUUGGAUGAAUGUGACACCCUGCAGAAGUGGGGCUCAGAGCGCCCCCUGGGGGGGGAUUACAACAAGGAUGCUGCCAACAACAACCAGCUGGAUGCGGCGCUCACCAGCGGGGAUGAGAAUGGCCUCACCCAGCCACACAGGCACCGCAAGGGUAUCCUGAAGAACCGCCUUGGUUGUCAACCAGCCCUCCAGGGUCUUUCCUCCAUGGGCCGGGUGCCGAGUGAGCUCAACUGGUACCGCACCUCUACACUCGGACACCGAGGGGUUCCAGCGGCUUCCUACGGUCGCAUGUACUCUGCUACCGCCGGUGCCACUGGAGGUUCUGGUUCUCUCUCCCAGCCAGCUUCCCGCUACUCCUCAAGGGAGCACCUGGACUCACUUGCCAGGAGGCAGCUGUCCAGGGAUCCCCUUGGAAGACAGACGGUUGGGGGAUCAAGGGAGCGUCUGGACUCCCGGGGUUCCAGGGAUAACCUGGAUCUCCUGCCCAGGAGGAGAGAACUAGGGUUGGGACUAGGAGCGGGGCUCGGGGGCUUGGAUCACCAGCGAGUCUCAUCAUCUAGGGAAAAUUUGUCAGGAUCCAGGGACAGACUGGACAACCAUCACGCCACCAGCUUCCACGCUUCGAGGGAGGAUUUGAGUGGAAAUGGGGGAGCUGUCGGAGCCGGGAUGGAAGGAUACCUCAGCGGGUCCAGGUCUCAGUUGAACUCAUUAACUCGGCGACAGGCCUCAUCGCGGGAGCACCUCGCAGGGGCUCUGAUAAGUAGUAGGUCGAGGGAGCAGUUGGAGGCCAACGGGGUGGGAGCUCAAGCUCAGCCUUGUCGGGAGUGGCUUCGCAGUCUACCGCCCCGCCAGCCCUCGCACCCCGACCAGCCUCUGUCUGCCUCUCCUCCUCCCCCGAUCUCAGAGGAGCCACAGCAAGAACAACUACCUCCUCCAUCUCAUGUCAGAGGACGCCUGGACUCUGCACCUUCAUGUAGGUACCCUGGUCAGACUGUACCCCAGCUAGCAGGUUCAAGUCCAAACCCUCUGGUUCGACAGCCGUCCAGUGAACAGCUGGACAUUUUGUCCUCCAUCCUGGCAUCCUUUAAUUCCUCUGUCCUGACUCCUCCUACCGCCUCUAACCCUGGCCCUAAUGGCUCCGCCCAUGGACCCUCCCCUUCCCCACCCCAGUCUACCACUUCUCACAGCAUAUCGGAAGUCUCUCCCGACUCGGAAGCCCACAGAAGCGAGGGACAGUCUUGAUGACGGCCUCCACGUCUAUUAAAGCCUUGCAACAAUGCUGGGACAAGUCAGAGGAUCCAAAAACAGGAAGAUCGACAAAGAAAAUUUACAGACAAAAACGACUCUGACAAAAGAGGAAACUGGAGAGUGGGAUGUUUUGCGUUUAUUACCUUUUUUAAGUCCCAUCGGUCACAAUCUAUGGAUCUAUGGACAAUGAAUCAACCUAUUCUACUACCUAAGAACGGUUAGACAAAAAGGAAAUUAGCAAAUUGAAAAAUCUCCUCAGAUGUUAAACAAACCUGAUCUAAAUGCGAUAAGUCAAAACAGAGGGAGAAAAAGUGUCUGUAAAUAGUCUUUUUAUACAUUUUUUAUCUUUUUCAUUGAAGGUGAAAAAAUAUCUUGUGAUGUUUCUUUUUUUUUUUUUACGCAGUCGUGUCCAUGUGAGGUUGUGAAUGAGGUUGAAGCGAGUGCUGUUUUGCGUGUUGCUGAGGGAAGAACUUUCCUCUACAAAGUAAAGAGAAAAAAAAAAGAGAAAAAAAAAAUCCCCAAAUUUCUUCCCAGAAAUACAUUUUCCUCAGAAUGUUUUCCUCAAACCUUUGAACUUCAAGUAAAGCGACAGGGGUCUGGUAACGGAGUAUCUGAUGAGAUUAUGGACAGCCGUGGAUGAAGGGAUAAUAUCAAAGUAUCGGGAAGCGAAUGUAAACAGAGGUAGGGAUUAUUAUAGGAGAGGCGAGAUGAUGGAGCAAGAUGAUUGUGCAAAAAAAAAAAAAAAAAAAAAAGAUAGCUAACAACACAUUAGAUUCAAAGCUGGUUGUUUAACCAUUAAAGCUCAGUCACAGGUGUCCGCUGUAAUGGGGAGGUCGUGCAGUUUUGUGAUCUGAUGUAUAUAAUUGUGACCCUGUCAUCUUUCUGUGUUGCACCUGGUGCUGUCUGAACCAGACCCUAUCAGUCCACUGAUGUAACAGGCACACAUCACCGGCGUUUUAAAAAGCUGGCGGGCGAAAGUCGACCUCGCCGUCUGCAAUCUCUCCGUGAGGCCGGAUCGUGUAACAACCACUUUUUAAGAACCCCUCAAGGUAUCCUUUACACUUUGAUGCAUCAUGACUCAACCUGCCUAGAGGGGGUGCGCCACAGGAGCAGCCGAAUCUCUCCAGCAGCAACAACCAGGAAACUCAUUUGUAAAAAGCUCCUCAUGCAGAAGGCUCUCGUGCAAAUCUAAGCCAAAGGAACAUGAAUCAGUAUGAAACACUGUUUUUACCCUUCUCUCAGCAAUGAAAAUGCCUUCCACAGGGUGAGACGGCUGUGGAAGUAAUCCACUUUUGUUAUAGCUAUGAUUUUUUUUUUUUUUUUUUUUACAUGUAUUAUGCCACAACAAAAACAACCAAAAUGAUUUUUCUUUUCUUUUUUCUUUUGUGUUACUGAGGCCUUAUUUCUACACUACAAUACUAACCGCUGUUUGGCAUUUUAUCUCACUGUGUACUGUGCAAAUUGACUUUGAUUGCGAAUGACAGAGGAACAAAGACGAGAAGAACAAUGUUGUUGAAUCCCAGUGUGCUCAAAUAUUUAUUGAAGACAUGAAAGCAAACCUGAAGCUUGUAUGCAGCGUGGUGUCUACCUGAAUUUAGCAGCUCACAUCUUUAGCAACUUUUCACCACCACGCUGUCCUUAAAGAAAAAUGUUGCUGACAUUAGGCACUUUUUUUUUUUUUCAAAUAUAAUCAGGCUUAAAAAUGUUCAUCAUGAGCUGAGAUAAAGCAUUUCCUCCAAAGACACGUACAAACAGAUUGUCUUUUCCAACCAUUUGGAGGAUUAUUGGAGAUGAGGCAUUAUUUGCGAUCAGUCAAAGCUUCUGCUGCCGUGUAUUAGCUAACAAAAGGGAAGAUGAGAUGUCAUCGCUGUCAGCACUAAAAGCGUCUGUGUGCGGCUUUUUUUUUGUGUUAGAUGUAGGCAUUCGAAUCUGCUGCUGAUUCUGUAUCACAGAUGCUGGCAAAAGCGAAGGGAUCUAGUUCGGGAUUUUAUGCAGUGAGGAUCCGUCGAAAGGUUUUAAGCCGUUCCUAUCCCAUUUAACUCUCUCGGUGUCUUCAGUUGGUUAGUAUGAGUCCAGGUGAGUUGGUCCUGAAGGCUCAACUUAACAGUCAGCGUUAAUUAAUGGAUCACUAAACUUUAGUCACGUUUACAUUUGUUGGAUAUUUCAGCUGGAAGCAAUGAUGCUUUUCAGAGGAAAUGGGGGUAGGAGGUGGCGCACCGCCGAUGAUACUCCUGUGUGCCAAACACAUACUGAAGUGGAACAUGCAAGUUGUUUCCUAUCAGAGGAAGUAGCUAAUGAAUAAAAUAGCAAAGCAGUGUAAAAAUCAGUAAAAUAGCCUUUUAAAAUUAUAUUUUUGUCAGAUGGUUAAUGUGACCUGAAACACUUUAGGUGUUGCACCCUUGGUACGUUUUACACAGGAAGAUUACUGGCGGUGCAUGGCUUCAAUUAUACUUUCAGUGUUAAUGAUCACUACCUUCACUUUAAAUAAAGACAUACAUUAUUAUCAACCUCAAUUAAGAUAGUAACUGCUAAUAACCUUUCAAAUCUGAGCCAUCUAUUUAAGGCAAAAACACAUCUUCAGGACAAUUAAGGAAAAUAGAGGUCUCUUUGUGAAUGCAAUACAAUUUGGCUGAAGACUGUCUGAAUAACCAAGAAAAACAAAAUACUUGCCACCUGUAAAAUAUAGAGGUACAUUAAAACGCAAGUGGGCUAAAAUCCAACACAGCGGACAGAUAAGACAGCAAAAGUUACAAAGCAGAACACGAUGGGUAAGAGGAUAAACUGGGUCAGAAACCACGACUGUUGUAAAACACGUAGCCGCAGGGACGAAGGCGUGGACGCCACUCAUCACGGAGACAGAAAUAGACAGGAAAGCAGAAAAGAGGAGGGAGAGGCAGACAGUGGAAAUAAAGACACGCAUCACAGACAAGCGCAUAUCUUCCAGCUCUAACUGCAGCUCUGUCAGCCCCGUCUACCCGGAAAAUGACAACUAACCAGUUCCUGUCAGCAUUAUUGCCAAAAAAUGUUUCUUCAAGGGGAGAGUGCCACCUGUCAAUUAGUUAAAGAAACAGUACACCUAAAAUAACAGGACUUUUCCUCUCCAGUUGAUCUUUUUUCCUCAGAUUAUGCUGACAUGAGAUCUAUUUUAUUUAAUGAUAAUUUAUUAACAUUGUGUGAAUGAUUUAUUUUGCCAUUUUCUUUAAAAAUGAAAGGUUUAUUUUUAAUGAAGAAUGUGUUUUUUUUUUUUAUCCAAAAAUAUUCCCGUAUGUUACACAUGUAACUUUUAUUUCCUGUUAAUUAUGAGGCCACAAAUUCCCAGAUGGAUGGGAGAAAAAAGGGAAAUUUGUUCAAAUAAAAGUUUAGAUGUAAACGGCAAAUUAAAUUCUAAAGCAGGGUAAAAAAAAAAAAAAGAGGACCUGGAAGAAUCUGCUAAAACCAACAGACUGCAGUCAAUUAAAGGUGUAUUUGUCUCUAUCUUUAAAGGGCCAAUUUACUUGUGAUGAAUGUGGGUUUAACUAUUGCAGCUUUGCCUCAUAUUAAACCUGCACAAAACUGGUCAUUUGUCUGCUUUGACAUUGGUUAUCCACCUAGAAGUAAUGGUCCUAGAACAAAGGAACAUCCGGGAUAAUUUGGCUGGAGCCAAUAAGGGCUCAUGCAACAAAAGACAGAUGUGAGUCUAAAGGGUUGUCAUGUGUUUUUGUAAAAGGAAAACAAAGGGGAAAGAGAGGCAGAAAAAAGGUGGAGCGAGGAUGAGAGAUUGUAUUUGUUGGCUUGUGUGUUCAUUAUCAGAUGCCUUCUGUCCCGCCGUCGGGACGGAAACAGCUGUUCCCCUGUUUUCGCAGAGAAACGUUGGACAUUAAAAAAAAAUGACUUAUUCCUACCA
Fundulus heteroclitus (mummichog) is the source of this 16168-nucleotide messenger RNA. It is a transcript of the gene celsr3, whose product is annotated as cadherin, EGF LAG seven-pass G-type receptor 3. Gene Ontology annotation, biological process: G protein-coupled receptor signaling pathway; cell surface receptor signaling pathway; homophilic cell-cell adhesion. The record is from RefSeq and is a predicted model, not a curated record. The transcript is spliced from 37 exons. NCBI's taxonomy places the organism in Eukaryota, Metazoa, Chordata, Actinopteri, Cyprinodontiformes, Fundulidae. Gene Ontology annotation, cellular component: plasma membrane. Gene Ontology annotation, molecular function: G protein-coupled receptor activity; calcium ion binding. The coding region runs from base 511 to 12279 and encodes 3922 amino acids.